AUGGCAAGUCAGGUUGAAGAACUGAAAACAAAAGCGAAUACUGCAUUUCAAGCCGGAAAAAACGAAGAAGCAGCAAAAUACUAUACGGAGGCUAUUCAACUUGAUGAUAAAAAUCAUGUUUUAUACAGUAAUCGAUCAGCUGCGUAUGCAAAAAUGAACAAAUACGAAGAUGCACUAAAAGAUGCUGAACAAUGUAUAGCAUUGAAACCAGACUUUGUUAAAGGUUAUUCUAGAAAAGGUGCCUCAUUAUCAUAUUUAAAACGUCAUGAUGAUGCAAUCAAAGCAUACGAAGAAGGUCUUCGAUUAGAUCCUCAAAAUCAACAAUUACUAGAUGGUUUGGGAGAAGUAAAAGCGGCACAAACACCAACAUCGUCAAAUCCAUUUGGUGAUCCACAGUUUUUAAUGCAAUUAAUGGCAAAUCCAAAAGCACGUGAAUUGAUGAAAGAUCCUGAAACAGCAAGACUGAUGCAACAAUUUAGAACAAAUCCAAAUAACCCCUUAUUAUUCCAAAAUCCAAAAGUAAUGAAGGUCCUUGGCGCUGCUCUCGGUUUUGAAUUAGGCGGUGAAAAUGAUGAUGAAAUGACAAUGAGAGGUGAUCCUGCAGCACAACCAUCUAGUUUUUCAACAUCGAAACCUUCAACAUCAUCCGCAUCUAACACUUCCAAAACGACAAAUGCAGCGAAAGAUGAUGUAAAUAAAAAUUUAACACCAGCGCAGAGACAAGCCGAAGAAGAAAAGGAUAAAGGAAACGAAGCUUACAAGAAGAAAGAUUUUACUACAGCGUUACAACAUUAUGAUAAAGCUAUUGAAUUAGAUAAUAAUAUGAAAUAUUAUACAAAUAAAGCUGCUGUUUAUUAUGAACAAGGUCAAUGGGAUAAUUGUAUCGAACAAUGUUUAAAAGCAAUCGAAAUUGGAAGAGAAAAUAAAGCCGAUUAUAAACUUAUUGCAAAAGCCUAUGCGCGCAUUGGAAACGUUCAUUCACAACAAAAAGACUAUCAAUCAGCGAUCAAAUAUUUUAAUCAUUCCUUAUCUGAACAUCGUAAUCCUGAAGUAUUAAAAAAAAAACAAGAAAUUGAAAAAAUAUUGAAAGAUGAAGAAUCAAAAGCGUAUGUUAAUCCAGAAAUUGCAAAUGAAGAAAAGAAUAAAGGCAAUGAGUAUUUCCAAAAAGGAGAUUUUCCAACAGCACUCAAACAUUAUUCGGAAGCUAUUAAACGAAAUCCCACUGAUCCUAAAUUGUACAGUAACCGUGCUGCAUGUUAUUCGAAAUUAAUGGAAUUUCCUUUAACAUUAAAAGAUUGUGAAGAAGCAAUCAAAUUAGAUCCAACGUUUCUUAAAGCAUAUCUUCGAAAAGGAACUGCUUUAAUAGCUAUGAAAGAUCUUGGUCAAGCAAUGUCAACGUUUUCGAAAGCAUUAGAAAUUGAUCCAAAUUGUCAAGAAGCAAUUGAAGGUUAUCGUUCUUGCACAAUGAAAGCAAAUAGCGAUCCCGAAGAAGUUCGUAAACGAGCGAUGAACGAUCCGGAAGUUCAAAGUAUUUUAGGUGAUCCUGGUAUGCGAAUUAUACUUGAACAGAUGCAAAAUGAACCACAAGCAUUAAGAGAACAUUUAAAAAAUCCAGCUAUUGCACAUAAAAUACAGAAACUAAUUGAUGUUGGUAUUAUUGCCAUAAGAUAA
Messenger RNA from Didymodactylos carnosus, 1671 nucleotides. Lineage: Eukaryota; Metazoa; Rotifera; Eurotatoria; Philodinida; Philodinidae. The record is from the annotation of a GenBank genome assembly.